AUGGGGGACCCUGAAGAGAAGCUGAAUCAGAAGAACGACGACAAACCCCGGAAAGUGCGAUUUAAAAUCUCCUCCUCCUACAGUGGCCGAGUGUUGAAGCAGGUCUUUGAGGACGGGCAGGAGUUAGAGUCGCCGAAGGAAGAAUAUCCUCACAGUUUUCUCCAGGAGUCCCUUGAACCCAUGGAUGGUGUUUAUGGGUCUGGGGAACCCCCCAAGCCCCAAGUGUACUCCCCUAAGCUCACUGCUCAGAGGAUCAGUGUGUUUAGAGAGGGCAGUGCCUACACUUUGGCGGGCAGCCAGCCGCUGUUCAACAAUUACAAGGCGAAUGACCAUAAGCCCCCACCUAUUAUCGAUUUUGGAAAGAUAAUCAUCUACACGAAUAACUUGAAAAUUAUCCGAACCCCGAUGGACAAGAGAGACUUCAUGAGGAAGAUUCUCCAGAAAGAGGAGGAAGCUGAAGAGGAGUCUCUGAUGGGAAAAGAAGAAAACUAUGGAGACAGGGACCAGAACCAUGGGCCUCUGCCCGAGAUGGAAAGCACAUUCCACAGCCAGUAUGCACAGGAAGGGGAGCUGCCCGAGGACAACUGUUUUCACUGCCGAGGGUCGGGCAGUGCCACCUGCUCUCUGUGCCACGGCAGCAAGUUCUCGAUGCUGGCCAACAGAUUCAAGGAGUCCUAUCGGGCCCUCAGGUGCCCUGCCUGCAACGAGAAUGGCCUACAGCCUUGCCAGAUUUGCAAUCAAUAGCCUGUGGCUUUUGCAUGUCUGCUUUUCCCAUACCCUCCCUAAAGCAAUUCUAAUAAACUGCUCCCUCCUCCUUCUCCUGCCUGUUUCAGCAAGGAAGCCCCAGUGACUGCAGUCACCUCCACCACUGGCAAAACUCAAUUAUUCCGUGACAUUUAGUGAGGCUGGUAACAUCUCUAUGAGGGUCUAGGUAACAGGGGCAUUUUCAAAUCAGAGUCUGCUUUGAAACCAGUUUUAAAAUUAUCCUUCCAGAAACAUGUGCAUGCAUCUCACUUGACUUAGCUCCAUUUUCUCCUUGCAUCAGUGAACAAAUAAAUGUAUACUUCAGGCUGCAGGUUGAAGUCAUUUUCUGGUUAGGAGUUAUUUUGCAAAAUUAUGCUGUGAGAAAGGAAUAAAAAAUGCAGGGUUUUGAUGAGCUGGAUUCCCAUUGCUUAUUAUGCAUCUUGAAUUGUUAUUGAUCAAAUUGAAUUUCUAAUUGAGCAGAAGAGGAAAGGCAUAGGCAUGCUACCGUGAGCAAAGCAGGAUGUUCAUUCUGGAGAUAGGGAAGCCAAGGACGCCUUUCCUUUCAAAGUCUCCAUUCUCCUGUGUGAUGUGCUUGGGUAAUAUUCACACAGGCAGUGAGCACUACUACUUCUUAGGUCAAGAUGAGAUAAGACACUUUUGUGCGCCUCUAACUACUGAAGUUAUAAGCCGACUCAAAGCUAUUUAUAAUAAAUUUGGUGCUCAAGUAUGCGUGCAUGAUAAGGACUUCUUUUAGCCUCUGAAUUAUUACCAAGUAAAGAAAUCUAUUUUAUGUCUAAGGGUUAGCCAUGAUCUUUUCAAAAGGGACUGUGGAUAUUUUAUAGGUAUCUACUGGAAACCUCUAAGAGAAUAGUGAACCAUGGUGGAUUUUUAGCGAUUAUGUUUUACUACCCAUGAAUACACAUGGAGAUGAGUGUUUCAUUUGAAAGUUGAUUAUAAAAUUUAAAAAGGGGACAGGUGUUGUACAGUAGGUUAGCCACUGCUUGAGAUGCCCACAUCCCCUGUCAAAGUGCUUGGCAUCCAGUCCCACUUCUGUUUCUGAUCCAGCUUCCUUUAAUGUGCCUGGGGAAAAAGCAGAUGAUGGCCCAAGUACCUGGAUUCUUGUCAUCCACGUGGGAGACCUCAAUGGAUUCCUGGAAUCUGGCAUGGGCACAGCUGAAUCCAGGCUAUUGUGGGCAUUUGGGGAGCAAACCAGCAAAUGGAAUGUCUGUCUGUCUGUCUGUCUCUCUCUCUUUCUCUCUGCCUUUUGAAUCAAUCAAUCAUUUAAAAAAUUUAAAAAGUACCUUUAUUCAUGAGUUUUUGUAGCUGUAACUUCCAAUUCCCAUACCCUUGGAAAGUACCCUGUUAAAAUCUGCUAUCUACCGAGACUCAUUGCUUUUCUAUAAUAAUGAUUUGGAUUCCAUAACAAUAAUUUUUCAAGGUUUGUUUGUUAUUCUCUACUAUCCAGCUGU
Molecule: messenger RNA, 2213 nt
Organism: Oryctolagus cuniculus (rabbit)
Lineage: Eukaryota; Metazoa; Chordata; Mammalia; Lagomorpha; Leporidae
Gene: GRXCR2
Product: glutaredoxin and cysteine rich domain containing 2
Biological process (GO): sensory perception of sound
Cellular component (GO): microvillus; stereocilium base; stereocilium shaft
Source: RefSeq, a predicted model, not a curated record